Molecule: messenger RNA, 1575 nt
Organism: Penicillium diatomitis
Lineage: Eukaryota; Fungi; Ascomycota; Eurotiomycetes; Eurotiales; Aspergillaceae
Product: putative nucleotide-sugar transporter
Exons: 3
Coding region: 1-1575 (524 amino acids)
Biological process (GO): UDP-glucose transmembrane transport
Cellular component (GO): cis-Golgi network; endoplasmic reticulum-Golgi intermediate compartment; Golgi apparatus
Molecular function (GO): antiporter activity
Source: RefSeq, a predicted model, not a curated record
AUGGCAGAGGAUACGGACACGUCCGAACUGUCCGCGUCGGCCCUGGAAACCCAGGAGUUGGACGAGAUGAGUUCGGAUGACGACCAAUAUGACGAGGAGACGGGUCUCACAGCAAGCCAAAAACGCCAGAGGCGACGGCGGCGUCGCCAACGUCGCAAGUUGGACGCUCGGAUCGCAGACGUGAAGUCAUCCCGAUUCGGUCUGCCAUCUUUGGGAUUAACGGAUCGAACCGUUGCUCGAAAAUUAUUCGUCAACGCUGGCUUGAUUCUUCUGUGGUACUUCUUCUCCUUGUCAAUCUCUAUUUAUAACAAAUGGAUGUUCUCCGAAAACGAUGUUGUCUUCCCCUUCCUCUCUAUUCACGACCAGUCUGCACAUGCUUUCUCACCCUCGGCUUCGCCAACGGAAUCUUCAAAGGAGUCCGAGUCGCUAAUCUCGCGCUCUUUCUAUCUGACUCGUCUGGUUCCGUGCGGUGCAGCGACUUCGCUUGACAUUGGUCUCGGUAACAUGUCACUGCGAUUUAUCUCUCUCACUUUCCUUACCAUGUGUAAAUCAUCCGCCCUCGCUUUCGUUCUUCUCUUUGCCUUCCUUUUUCGUCUGGAAUCACCCUCUUUCAAAUUAAUCCUGAUCAUCGCCGCAAUGACCGUCGGCGUCGUCAUGAUGGUGGCUGGCGAAACCGCCUUCAAUGCGCUUGGAUUCGGUCUCGUCAUUGCGUCGGCUUUCUUUUCGGGCUUUCGCUGGGGUCUGACACAGAUUCUCUUACUCCGCCAUCCUGCGACUUCCAAUCCUUUUUCUACAUUAUUCCUGCUGACGCCCAUCAUGUUUGUCUCCCUCCUAUGUAUUUCUCUUGCAGUUGAAGGGCCGAGUAACAUUCACUACGGCUAUUUGACCCUUGCUGAGCAGCGGGGAGCCAUAUUUGGGGCUUGUCUGUUGAUAUUCCCUGGUUUCCUCGCCUUUUGCAUGAUCUCCUCCGAAUUUGCCCUUCUCAAGCGAUCGUCUGUAGUGACUCUGAGCAUUUGCGGAAUUUUCAAAGAAGUUGUGACGAUCAGCGCAGCCGGUGUCAUUUUCCAUGACAAGCUCACCGUGGUCAACAUCACCGGUUUGGUCGUGACCAUCGCAAGCAUCGGCUGCUACAACUACAUGAAGAUUUCGAAGAUGCGUAACGAAGCAAAGCGCGAUGACUGGGUCCGCGAGGAGACGCCGGAUUCUGACUCGGAAGAGAUGAGCGGCACUGAACACGCUGACCGUUAUCCGAUGGCCAAUUCUGAGACUGGUGCUCCACUACCCACGACAGCUGCUCAGCAUAAUGACGAGCUGCAGACCUCGAACGCCGGUGAGCAGCGCCACUCAUUUCGGGUGCGGGCCAGUGGUGCAAUGCCCAACUUGGCUGCCCCUUCAACUAUACCCGAGGAUGAUUUUAUGCACGCCUCCGUCACUCCAGCGUCUCCAACGAUCACACCUCCGGUGGAUGCGCCCUUGUCGAGCCACCUUCACCCGUCAAUUCCAGAAGCCUCCCCAAACUUGGACACCGUGCCCUCAUUCGCACCGUUAAAGACUUCGAGCACCUUUCAUUCCUAG